Messenger RNA from Cyanistes caeruleus (blue tit), 5438 nucleotides. Lineage: Eukaryota; Metazoa; Chordata; Aves; Passeriformes; Paridae. The record is from RefSeq and is a predicted model, not a curated record.
UUUUCCAGCUAAAUAUGGGGUAUUUAUCUAUAAAGACCUCCAGAAGGCCAGGUGAAGACAUCACAUGGGAAACCUAUAACUGGAGUUUCCCCAGGUUGCUCUUAGCUGGAUCUGCCCUGAUUUUCUGAUCACAGCAGUGGCCCUAGUGGUGAUGCAGAGCUGGGAGAGCUUGAAAAUGCCAAAACACCAAAGUCCUGGGGUUUUGAUCCAGCUGUAGUAUGCAGAUCCCUUCCAGAAUGGCACAUGAAAUGCCUCCCUCUUCCACUCCCCCAUUCUUUUUAGCAAAAAGCCUUCCCAGGACCCUGAGCUGCAUCACCACCCCUUACUUUGGUGUGUUUAGAAAACAAUUAAACCCAGCAAUCAGAAAGUUUAUGCAUUUUUUAAAAAAAUACUGCAUAGUUAGUGGGCCAAGGGAUUUAGAGAUGGAUUUCCUGAGCCCUUUCCCGUUUUUUUCUGGGGGUAGCAGUGCUCCCCAUCCCCUCCAGCUUGGCCCUUUAAGUAACUUGAGCCUCCGGGCUGCAAAUCCCAGUCUCCAACUAAAAGGAUGGAAAAGCUGUUUCUCCCCUUCCCCCUUCUGGGUCUUUUCUUUUGAAAGCAACUAUCUUCUAUGCCAUGAUGGGAAGAGAGAGAUCACCAAAAGACAGAGCAGCUUUCAGAGCAUCCCACUCCCGUAUCAGGACAAACUGGCAGCUUCUCCACCCUGCAAUGCUUCUGACAGCGCUUUUUUUCCACCUUUCCUCCCCUCCCGCCAGCCUUUGGCAAACCUCAGCUGAUUUCCAAACCCUCCGUGGCUGCUGGGGGUUGGUACAAAGGUUUAAUUAUUUGCCUUUUCUUGGGUAAGGCGGGGAUAGGGUCGGGCCCCAUCGCCUGACACUGCUAAUCUCGCCCACUUUUAUUGUGCGGCCCCUCUCUCCCACCUCCCUUCCUCCCCUGCCUCCCUCCCAGGGAUUCAUUCCCACCAUGAAUCCGCAGGCGGUUUGGGGAUGCUUUUCCCUGCUUUGCUUUUCCCUCCUGAGAGCAGCAAAAGGUAAGAGAGAUUUUGGGCUGAUUUAGGUCCAGGGAUUCUAUGGGGUCUGGAUGCCCGGGGAGGUGAGAUGCUCAUCCCAGCACUUCCCUGGCUCCAGCCAAGCAGGGAACAGAGACAACAAGCAGGGCAAACUGCAAACAGCACGAGCAUCUCCUGAAGGCUGGGAAAUUUUGGGGAUUGUGGAAGUCCUUCCUGCUGGGGGGGUGAGAAAAAUCAGAGAACUGUAGCAUUGUAAUCUGCACACCGUGCAGAACCGUAAAAACUCUUCAGUCUGUCUCACAGAGGAAAGCCCCAGGGACUGAGCUGGAUUUCCAUUGAUUCAUUCGUUGUUUAAAGCAGCAAAGCUAUAAAACAUUUCAGAAGCCGAACAAGUGCAUCACAUUUGCAAGAGAAUUUCAAGUGACCUCAAAAACCAGAUUUGACUGGUUUUGUCAUGGCAAAGGCAACCCUCCUCCUUUCAAUCACACUUGUAUAUGAGCAGGAGAAGGGACUCCAAAUAAAUCUAGAGAAAUAAGAUUAAAUCAGAGUUUUUGAUCUAAUGCUGUCCCAUCAAGUUCAUUUUGCCUUAGCACAAGGACAGUGAUUUAAUUGGAAGUUCUGAUGGAAAACUCAUAAUAUGAAGAAUUCAGCUUAUUUUCUCCCCUACAAACGUUGAUUGUGCCCCAGUUAAUGCCCAGUGCUGAAAAGGCAGUGGAAAUAUCCCUCCUGUCUGUUCAUGCUCAGGAAACUUCCCUUCAAGAUUAAAGUGUGUUUCUUUGGCAUUUCUAAGUCCUGAAGUCCCCAAGCAGAGCCUCUCUUUGAACAUCAUUUUUUAAGGCAGGGUUGGAAACAUGAGCAGGAAUCAGCUGUCAGCCUGGAGAACACCCAAAUUUCCAACCCACAGGCACAAGUAAUUCCCCAUGAAAACCUUUCCAUCAGCUGGACUUCCAGGAGAUGGAGUGAUACAGGUCAUCAGCACCCCCGCAAGUCUGGGAUGGAGGUUUCUGGCUAUGGGAAGUGCUGGUGAUCCAUGACCCCUUACCUUCAGCAUUUCCAUCUUUCCUCAGGGAAUCUGCAGCUGCUUUCUUUCCAGCCCAGGACCCUGUAUCAGUACCAGUACAGCCUGGAUGUCCAGCUGCACCACACCUCCACACCAUCCCCGUGGGGAGCCUGGCUGCAGGCUCAGACAUUGAUCCAUCUGCACCGGCUCUGGAGGGACCAAGGCGGGGAAGAGCUGCUCCAGGUGCAGAUCCGUGACCUGAGGGCCCAACACCACCCAGAAGAGGAGAGGAGCCAGGACAGCACCGGAGGUUCCCCUGUAGAGAUUGCACUGAGCCCAGAGGCAAGGGCAGAACUCCAGCAGCCAGUGUUCAUCUUCUGGAACAGUGGCAAGGUCAAAGCUUUCUAUGGGAAUGGAGCGGAAAACAUCCUGAUCUCCAACCUGAAACGAGGCAUCGUCAGUCUGCUCCAGCUUCAGCCCCAUGCUGGCACCACAGUGGAGGAAGACGCCUCUGGAAGCUGCCAAGUCACCUACACCGUGUCCAACCAUUCCAUCACCAAGACCAAAGAUCUCCUCAGCUGCUCAAAGCCAAAGUCUGGAUUCACCUCCAUAAACAAAAUUUUUGGAGUCGAGUGGCAGCCCUCCAGCAGAAGCCAGUAUGUGGUGAAAGACAACCUGCUCCAGUCAGUCCUGGCAGAGGAAAGCCACGUGCUGGCUCCAGCCCUGAGAUCCCGCUCCGGCAUCAAAAUCAGCUCAAGGCAGCAGCUCCAGCUGGUGUCUCCUGCAAUGCCUGGGCCAGCAGAGGUGUCUGGACACAGCCUUAAGGAUGUGCUGGCUGGCACAAAGGCACGGCCCCAGCCCCUGGGCAUGGCCAGCCUGCCCUUCAGGAGAGUCUGCACGCACUGCACAUCGCUGAGAGCCUUCCUGAAGGAUUUUGACGGGCGGAGAGUCAAAACAGACACCUCGAAGGCGGCGACAACCUGGCAGUUCCAGAGCUUCAUCCAGAUGCUGCGCAGCGCCAAGAAGAGGGACGUCCUGCAGCUGCUGAGGAGAGCGCACGAGGAGACGCGCCCCUUCCUCGUGGAGGCAGCGGUGGCCACGCAGUCGGUGGCUUCCUUGGCAGCGCUCUCAGACUUCCUGGAUUUCAGCAAGGAGCCCAAGUCCCUCCUGGAGAAGUUUCUCUACACAGCAGCUUUCUCUCCCCGGCCUUCAGGAGAGCUUCUCCAGCUUGUCUUAGACAAGCUGGAUGGGAAGCAGCUGGCACCUGAGAUCUGGGAGACAGGAAUAAUUGCUGUGGGCUCUCUGGUGGGCAAGCUGUGCCAGCAGAAGCUCUGUGGGCUGCAGGUGGUGGAGCGUGGGGUGGAAACCAUCCUCAGGGGGCUCAGAGGUGCCGAGGAGGAGCCCUUGGUGGUCAUUUAUCUGCUGGCCCUGGGGAAUGCGAUGCUCCCUGAGACCAUCCCCACCCUCCUGGACCACGCCGAGGACGGUCCCACAGCCGUCACGGCCGCGGCCACCUCUGCCCUGCAGCGAUUCCCCGCUCCCCACAUCUCCAGCAAGGUGAAGCAAGUGAUGAGGAGGAUUUUCCACCAGAAGAGGAAGAGUUAUGACAAAACCUGUCGCCUGGCCGCUGCCGAAAUCCUUCUGGAUAACCACCCCUUGUCCAUGGAUGUCAUCAACAUCCUGCUGGCCACCAGCGAGAUGGAGACAGAGAUGGCCACGUUCCUGCUGCUGAAAGUCCAGAACAGCCUGCGUGACCACCACGUGGCAAAGAAGAUAAUGAAAGACAUCAUGGGAGACCCACAGAUAAAUAAUUACAAUUUCUUCUCUAAAGUCGGCAUCUCCUCUUCUUUCUCGGGACCUCUGACAGUCACCCAGGACCUGACUUCCACUUUUGGGCUGGACCUGCUGUUUUUGGAGGGUGGAUUCCUGAGGAAGAGCGUCUCUGACUUCUCCCUGCUCAGCCACGGCCAGAGGCUUCGUGCAGCUCAGGUCACCUUUGAAGCACAAGGGAUGGAGUCGAUGAUGGGAGAGAACCUCUCGGAAGGGGAAGAGGAGCCAGAGCUCAUGGCUGGGAUGUCAGCCACCUUCUUUGACGUCCAGCUGCGGCCAGUCAUCUUCUUCCAGGGAUACACAGACCUAAUGGCCAAGGUCCUGCUGAGCAGUGGAGAGCCCACCAGCGUGGUCAGAGGGAACCUCCUGCUGAUGGACCAUCACCAGGUCAUUCCUCUGCAGUCUGGCCUCCAAGUGACCGUCAAACUCCAGGGUGGGCUGGGGCUGGACAUUUCAGCAGACAUAGACGUGAGCGUUUGGGAGCAGGAGCUGAAAACCAGCGUCAGUGCGAGGGGAAGCCUUGCCAUGGAUUUCCAGGCAGAACUGGAUUCCCCUUUCCUCCAAGCCACCCUGAGGAGCCAGACAGAGGUGGAGACCUCGAUCCAUUUCGACACCAAGCUGAGGUUUUCCAGCAGCCCCGUGCUCAUGUGCCUGCAGCUGAGAGAGGAACAGGUCCCCUACAGAGAAAUCUUCACAGUUUCCCAGUCUGCUGGGAGCCAGAGCAGCACUGCUCGGAAAGGCCGGCGUGGCACCGUGCCCGGGAGGGAAUUUGCCUUGCACCAAACCAAUUCCAAGGUCUGCAACCUCCUGCUGACUGCAGAAAAAGAGUAAGGAGUCAGAGCACUUCGGGAUUCUCCUCCACAACCACCUUUGAAUUAGAAAGAUGCUGCAAUAAGGACAUCAGAAGGGACCACAGGAGGAACUGCUGAAGAACAGACACACCCCCUUGCCUCCAAACCUGCCCUCACAACCCAAAGGCUGGGAUUUCCCCCUCCUGGGCUCCCCGCCUUCAUGGGGAAGGGCCCUGCUGGAAGCCAAGCUUUUCCUCAUGAAAAACAACCUUAUUUUGCAAGUGAAUGAGUUUCUGAGAGCCCAAGAAACCCUCCUGAAAGACUGCAUCCCAAAAUGCCAUGUUUUCUCCCCAUUUAUCAAAGCUGUCAGGAGGGGACACAUCUGCAGCCAGCUGUAAGUCCCCAGUGAAGGGAAUAAAUCAUUUUCCUUGGUUGGGAGGUUGGCCUCCCAAGCUGAAUUGUUAUCAUCCACCACCACCACCCAACACCUCCAGCACUGGAAGGAGAUCAGUGAGGAAAAAGCAGCAUUUCUCCAUUCCUUCCUGAUAUAAUAAUGUGCCUUGGAAGUAUUUUGAGCUUUUUUUUUUUUACUUUUUUUUUUUUUUUGUGUGUGUGUGUGUGUGUAUGUGUUACAAAAUAAGUUUUUUAGUACAGAAAAGAGGGAUAUGGAACAUAUUUUUUAAAGUUAUGAGCCUGAAAUGUUAGCACUGAGUCUCCUGGCUGAGUGGAGGAAACUUGCCUGGUAUUCCAUCUGGAGACACCAACUACAGGCACUUUGGUUAUGUACAGAAAUAAAUGCCAUGUAUUUUUA